AUGUCGGGUAUGGUACGUUAAUCAUGAUGCCCAUGUCAAACAGGUAGUUAUAGUUGUUACUUUUCACUAUAAUUUUCUACACUGAUUACAACGACAUGCUAGUCGUUGCUCUACCCACAUAAUUAUACCCAAUAGAUGAGAACUCAGAACGACUCCGUCCAUCACUUCAGGGUAGUCCCCGAAAUAAACAUGCUUCAAUCUUCACUGAUCAAAGUCACUUUGAUCUUAACUAAGCUAUCUUUCGAUGUACAUUUGAGCUUGAAGGCUAAGCUCCUGGAAUGUCGUUUCUUCCUUCAUUUGAUCGUCGUUUAGUGGGAAGAGUUAGAAAAUAUAUGACAGAACGACGUCGUGUAUAUGUAGAUGAUAUGGCAGAUGACUUGCAAUCUAUAUAUCGCCAGGAUUAUGGAAGAAGAAAAAGGAAUGGAUUCAGAAAAUUGGUGAAACAGAUACAUUUGUCAAUUGUCGAAGAACGGAGAAAAGGGAAUUUGAAUGACUUAGAAAGGCAACAUAUGAGUAAAAGAAGGAAAGAAGAUUCUGGACAUAGCAGCUCUUCUGAUUCUGCUGACGAUGAUGAAUGUUUUGUCGAACUUUCGGACCAUCGAUUAAUGAAUUCAUCUCUUAUGUCUCUUUAUAAAAAACAAAAGAAAUCUCGUUCAAUGCCUUCUUCACCAUAUCAUUAUGUUGACUGCUCAACUCCGGCAUCAAGCUUUUUUGAAAAACCUUCAAUAAAAAAUACAGAAGUGGCGCCUAUUCCAGAAAUUCCCUUUGUAAAAGAAAAGAAAGAUAUAAUAGAUGCUGUUAAUAACGAUGAUAUUUGCAGAGAAAAUGAAUCUCCAGAAGAGGAGAAAAUUGAGAUAGACAAGAAAACAUUUCAUUUUUUUGAUUCAGACUUUGUUAGCAAAGAAAAUAGUCUUGUAGAGAAUAAUGAUAAACCUACCCUCGAUAAAAAAACUGUUACUAAGACAAAUAUUCCAUCUAGUACAAGAAAAGAUAGGCGAAGACAUAGAAAAUCAAAAAAGAAGGAAACCGAAUCAAAAACUUCAGACGGUGAUAUCGACAUUCAAGGCAAGGAUGCACCACAAAAAUUUAAAUUCCAAACAACAAUGGUAAAAUUUGAAGAUAUUGGUGGAAAUGAGAAUACGUUGAGAGAAGUUUGUAAACUUCUUGUUCAUAUGAAACAUCCGGAAAUCUAUAAAACACUUGGGGUUAUUCCACCUUGUGGUAUUCUGCUUCAUGGCCCACCAGGUUGUGGCAAAUCACUUCUAGCAAAUGCUAUAGCUGGUGAACUAUCACUUCCUAUGUUGAAGAUUGCUGCUACUGAAAUUGUUAGCGGAGUUUCAGGAGACAGUGAACAGAAAUUACGUGAAAUGUUUGAAAUGGCAUUGUCAUCUGCGCCCUGUAUUGUGUUUAUUGAUGAAAUCGAUGCCAUAACACCAAAACGAGAAAUUGCUUCUAAAGAUAUGGAACGAAGAAUAGUAGCGCAAUUACUUUCAUGUCUCGAUGAUCUUAGUGCAUCACCUUCACAGGUUUUAGUAAUCGGUGCAACCAAUAGACCAGACUCAAUCGAUCCUGCCUUGAGAAGGGCUGGUAGAUUUGAUAGAGAAAUUUGUAUGGGUAUUCCGGAUGAAAAAGCCAGAGAGGAUAUCUUGAGGGUUCUAUGCAAGAAAUUGAAGCUGGAUACUGAAUUUAAUUAUUUGCUUUUGGCAAGAUUAACUCCAGGAUAUGUUGGUGCUGAUCUCAUGUCAUUAUGCAGAGAGGCUGCUAUGUGUGCUGUCAAUAGAAUUUUAUCCUAUUUACGCCAAUCAAAACUUGACAAUUCAAACAAUGAUAGAAACUUUGAAAACAUAUCAGACAAAAAUUGUAAGAUGAAACAGAACUCGAAUCCAAAUAUUGAAAAUGAAAACGACGUAAUACAUACGAAUGAUUCGGCAAUGGAACUCUCUCAUUCAAGCUCCAUUGAUGCGCCGCAAAAUCAAGAUUCCAGAGUUGAAGAUAACCAUGACACACAUAAUAACAUACUUGAUUUACAAACUAAUAUGAUUUAUAAUGACUUAUCUACUUUUGAACUCCUGACUUGGUUGCGUGAAACUACUCCAUUAACUGAAGGGCAGUUGUUGAAUCUUUCCAUCAAAUUUUCUGAUUUUGAACAUGCACUACCGUAUGUUCAACCUUCGGCAAAAAGAGAGGGAUUUGCGACAGUUCCUGACGUGACUUGGGAUGAUAUUGGAGCUUUAGAAGAUAUAAGAGAGGAGUUAGCUGUUGCCAUAUUGGCACCAGUGAGGAACCCUGCGGCAUUCAAAUCUUUAGGAUUGAAUAAACCACCUGGUAUACUUCUGGCUGGUCCUCCAGGAUGUGGAAAAACUCUUUUAGCUAAAGCAAUUGCCAAUGAAUCCGGAAUCAAUUUUAUAUCUGUGAAGGGUCCCGAAUUACUAAACAUGUACGUAGGAGAAAGUGAAAGAGCUGUUCGACAAUGUUUUGAAAGAGCAAGAAGUUCAGCACCUUGUGUUAUAUUUUUUGAUGAACUCGAUUCUCUUUGUCCCAGAAGGUCAGGAGCAGAGUCAUCUUCUACGGCCAGAGUUGUUAACCAAAUGUUGACAGAAAUGGACGGACUAGAAACACGAAAACACGUUUUUGUAAUGGCUGCUACUAAUAGACCAGAUAUUAUCGAUCCAGCAGUUUUGAGACCUGGCCGUUUAGAUAAAACUUUGUAUAUUGGUUUACCAAAAUCAGAAGAUAGAUUGAAAAUUCUUUUAACAAUAACAAAAAAUGGAACAAAACCACCAAUGCACGACAAUGUUUCCCUAUCGUCUCUUUCUCAUGAUGAAAGGUGUAAUAGAUUUACAGGUGCAGAUUUGUCAUCUUUAGUUCGUGAAGCUGCUGUUAAUGCUUUAAAAGAUCAUAUUUCUGCUCAACAUGUUUUUGAAAAAGACUCCAAAUUCCAAAGCCUAAAUGUGGUGGUGAACAAAGAACAUUUUGAAAAGGCCUUUGCGAAAGUAAAACCUUCGGUAUCUAACAAAGAUGAACAUAAGUAUGAAGCAAUGAGAAGGGAAUUACAAGGAUACUAGUAUUAAAUAUAAUAGCAAACGUCGAAUUCUGCUCUUAUUUUAUUUGUUGGAGAAGUUUCUUGUGUCCAAUCAGAGAUAAAUCUUUGAUGUAGCACCAGUUCUUUUUGUAUUUUGUCUUGCCAUGUACCAUAUUUCAUAAAGAUAGUUGUCGUGAUUUCAUGCUGUGGCAACAUCAAGACAUCAAGCAAUUGUAAGACUGUGUUUACAUACAGGUAUGUAUAUUUUGAGACCAAACUCUGAAAAAGGCCUAGUUAAAAGUAGAGUACCGGAAGAUAUUUUUGAUUACUGUCCCUCUUCCGCUAUUGUUCUGGAUCUUUGUAAGUAUCGCCCCCUCAUUUAUAUUAUUGGAUGGCAUUUGCCAUUUAUGACGAUGGCACGAUUCUUCAUGCUGACUUGAUGUGAAGUCAUAAGCAGCGAUACUAUUAGGAACCUUUAAAACGGACUUGCCUAAGAAGCCUAUUUUGGGUGAGCAUAUAAACGUGCUCUUGAGUCCUUACCGGUACACUUAUUCUGGUUCAGAUCCCAAUUUCAGAAUAAAUCUCAAGUGAAUCCA
This is a messenger RNA of Styela clava, 3618 nucleotides long. Its product is annotated as nuclear valosin-containing protein-like. Gene Ontology annotation, molecular function: ATP hydrolysis activity; preribosome binding; ATP binding. The record is from RefSeq and is a predicted model, not a curated record. Gene Ontology annotation, biological process: ribosome biogenesis. Gene Ontology annotation, cellular component: nucleus. Lineage: Eukaryota; Metazoa; Chordata; Ascidiacea; Stolidobranchia; Styelidae.